GGAAUCCGAAAGUUAAUUGUCAGCGUCUCGUAAACCCCCGUUUUCUUUGAGAAGUACACUGCUCUCUGGAAAACCUGGAGACGGAGAGACCUUGACUCGGCUCCUCUUUGGUUUCCAUGGCAUCCGCUCUUCAUUGACUUCAUUGUAAUGAGCCCGCCCAAUUCCCCUGGAACACUGAUGGUGGAGGAAAGCUUCCGAUUGCUCUCUCCGUGGUGCUGAAAACAUUUCGGAGCACGCUCUGGUCCUUGUGCGCUAUCCAUGGUGCUGAAAUCUCUCUGGGAGGCGCGGCAGUGAAGGAAGGUGGCGAAGAAUUGUCAACUACGUCUGAAGGUGUGACCCCUGCAACUCUGCUUUAGACCACUCUUUCCAGCACUGGAGCAACUGGUUGAUGUGUUGCACACCAGUGCCAGAGUUUGUAACACAAUCAUCAGGGAUUCACCCAAAUUGGCAUGAAGUAGGCACUGGGAAGGUUUGUAUUCAUCAUCCUCUUUUGAAGUCUACAUCGUCUGACGACUCACUACCUCUACCUAUCCCAAAUGCAGUAAACUAAUCAGCACCAAUCCAGGAUUUUACUUACAAAUUGGACUUUGAAUCCAGGCGGUUCUCUUUUUUCAAACUCGCCAUGGCUCCUCCUGCACCUUUUGCUAGUGGAUCCUUCACCUCCAGGAAGACCUUCUAGUUGUGUCUCACAACUUCUGUUCUAUUCAGAAAUCUGUGGGCUGUAUGUAGACACUCAAUCGUCUCCUCUUUCUGGCGCUGGCUCUCCUCCUUUCCUCCUUGCCCACAGUUACACACAUACACGCAUACAGAGAAUCUCUCUCUCUCUCUCUCUCUCUCUCUCUCACACACACACACACACACACACACACCUCUUUAUCUGGAUGCACACCAAUAGCCAUUUUAUGGAGAAAAGUUAGACAUGGAACCAAUAUGAGCCAUCAUCACUGUUUAUAAGGGUGCCCUAGCCAACCAAGUGAACGCCAGUUAAAACCUUUGCAGGAAUGGAGUCCGUAAAACAAAGGAUCCUGACCCCUGGCAAGGAGGGGCUGAAAAAUUUAGCUGGGAAAUCGCUGGGUCAACUCUACAGAGUCCUCGAGAAGAAGCAGAAGACCGGCGACACCAUCGAGCUGACAGAAGAUGGGAAACCCUUGGAGCAGCCCGAGAAGAAGGCGCCCCUGUGCGACUGCACCUGCUUCGGGCUCCCGCGGAGAUAUAUCAUCGCCAUCAUGAGCGGACUGGGCUUCUGCAUCUCUUUUGGGAUCCGCUGUAACCUGGGAGUAGCCAUCGUGGACAUGGUCAAUAACAGCACUAUACACCGAGGAGGGAAAGUCAUCAAAGAGAAAGCGAAGUUUAACUGGGAUCCGGAGACGGUUGGCAUGAUCCACGGUUCUUUUUUCUGGGGCUAUAUAAUCACGCAGAUCCCCGGGGGAUAUAUUUCAUCCAGGCUGGCAGCUAACAGGGUUUUUGGUGCAGCUAUUCUAUUGACGUCCACUCUCAAUAUGCUAAUACCAUCUGCAGCUCGAGUGCACUAUGGAUGUGUUAUCUUUGUCAGAAUCUUGCAAGGUCUUGUAGAGGGCGUCACUUAUCCAGCUUGCCAUGGGAUAUGGAGCAAAUGGGCACCUCCUUUAGAGAGAAGUAGACUAGCAACUACUUCUUUCUGUGGUUCUUAUGCAGGUGCAGUAAUUGCAAUGCCAUUGGCUGGGAUUUUAGUGCAAUAUACUGGAUGGUCUUCUGUGUUCUAUGUGUAUGGUAGUUUUGGCAUGGUCUGGUACAUGUUUUGGCUUUUGGUCUCAUACGAGAGCCCUGCAACACAUCCCACAAUUACAGAUGAAGAGCGCAGAUACAUAGAAGAGAGUAUUGGAGAGAGUGCCAAUCUUUUAGGAGCAAUGGAAAAAUUCAAGACUCCAUGGAGAAAAUUUUUUACUUCUAUGCCUGUCUAUGCAAUCAUUGUUGCAAACUUCUGUAGAAGCUGGACUUUUUACCUACUGCUCAUUAGUCAGCCUGCUUACUUUGAAGAGGUGUUUGGAUUUGAAAUAAGCAAGGUGGGGAUGUUAUCCGCUGUGCCACAUUUAGUGAUGACUAUUAUUGUGCCUAUUGGGGGACAAAUUGCAGACUUUCUGAGAAGCAGACAAAUUCUUUCAACCACUACUGUCAGGAAGAUAAUGAACUGUGGAGGUUUUGGAAUGGAAGCAACUCUUCUCUUGGUAGUUGGUUAUUCGCAUAGUAAAGGUGUGGCCAUUUCCUUCUUAGUGCUUGCUGUGGGCUUCAGUGGAUUUGCUAUAUCUGGAUUCAAUGUUAACCACUUAGAUAUCGCACCAAGAUAUGCCAGUAUCUUAAUGGGGAUUUCAAAUGGAGUUGGGACAUUGUCUGGAAUGGUGUGUCCUAUAAUUGUUGGAGCAAUGACAAAGAACAAAACACGCGAGGAGUGGCAGUAUGUCUUCCUUAUUGCUGCUUUGGUGCAUUACGGGGGAGUCAUUUUCUAUGGCAUAUUUGCUUCAGGAGAGAAACAACCAUGGGCAGACCCAGAACAGACAAGUGAAGAAAAAUGUGGCUUCAUUCAUGAAGAUGAACUUGAUGAAGAAACGGGGGACAUUACUCAGAAUUAUGUAAAUUACGGUACCACUAAAUCUUACGGUGCUACGACCCAAUUGGCCCAGGUCAAUGGCGGCUGGCCAAAUGGUUGGGAGAAGAAAGAAGAAUUUGUACAAGAAGAAGCACAAGACUCAUAUAGCUAUAAGGAAAGAGAAGAUUAUUCAUAACAGACCUAUGUUGGAUAUAUUUUGUAGUGUUCGUGAUUUAUUCAUUGUGAUUGUUUGCACACACACAAAAUGUGGUAUAAUGUAAACACAUAUCAGGCAAGAAGGUCUUACUGUAAAAAUGAAAAAAACAAAAACCCAUUUAAGUGCAAUCUGUAUGAGUUUGUGACAUCUCAUCAGUUCCAUUUGGGUGUCUCCAUUCACUAGAGUUUUAAGGGUUAUCUGGUCAAAACUACAAAGGAAACUAGGUACUUGCAGUAAAAUGAGUGUUAAGCUCAUAGCUAAGGAUUAAAGCACAACUACCAACCAAGUCGGUACAUCAACUCUUCUGUUUAGAAAGCCAAAACUACUUGAUUUUUUAAAAAAUGCACUUACAUAUUUGUUACACUGUCUUGAAAGAGAUCAUAAAAUUGAUUGUGUGAAUUUAACCACAUGUUUACUUGGUACGAUGUAGGAAAUGUAUGGUUGGUCUAAGACAUGGAUUUCUUAGAGAAUAAGGCUUCUGUUUUAGAUUAUACAAUAAAGCUCCAAUCCAGUUCCCUUUCGAGAGAAGUGAAUUGGGACUUUGUAGAACAAUCUACUAUAUAAUGUAUAUUUAUUGUGAUUAAUAUGCUGCAGGCUACUCUGUGAUAAAGGAAUUGUUUUUACUGAAUGUUUAGGCACAAAUGUUUUAUUUCUCUUCUUUACAGACUCAUGCAGUCUUUGUAUGUGUCAUGUUCUUCCUUACAUGUACCAGCCAGUAUAAAGUCACAUGUAGUCUACUGUGCAGAAUGUUAAAUAACUGAAGCAAGGCAAAGGAGUAUUUGGCGUACUCAUUGUCUGCAGGCUCAUUAGAAAGAGAGAGCAUAACCCAAACAGAUCCAAAGAAAAAAUGUACCACAGACAAGUAGCCCUAGAACAAGUCGGAUGUAUUUCUUUUGAAGCCUGUUUUGAAAUAAAUGCAAGAAAGGGAGAAGAAAUUAGCUAUUUGUUUAAUCCUGGAUAGUUUUUCAUAUUUUCAGAUGCUGUGCCACAAUUAUAUAAAUAAAGUCAUAGUUUAUUGAAGAUGCUGUAUAAUUAUAGAAAAUAGUACUAUUUUAAAGAUUUCUGAAUUUUAAGAAAAAAUGUAUUUGCCUUUCAAAUAAAUAGAACUAUAAUGGACCCUGAAUAUGAGCAACAAUCUUCGUGGUGAGUUAAAAGUGGAACUGGGGUUGGGCUUAGGAAGAGCGUAACUUCUACUUUUGCAAUGCUCAAGUGCAAUUCAGAUCCAUCGCAAUCAAUGGAAGGUUUGCCAUUGGCUUCAGUGGACUGCGGGCUGCAGGUCUUUGCCUUGAUAGGAAAGCCUUGUGCAAUUCAGGAGCUCCAGUGAGCACAUUGAACUCCCACAGGCUUUCCAGAGGGGCAACUCAGAACAUGUGCAUCUUUUUGUGCCCGAGGGAUCUGACCUUGCUGAAGUGAAUAGGGAAACCUGAGAAAGCGGGAGCUCUGUAUGUGCUUCAUGAGCACAGAGUUCCGGAUCAGGGCCUUGCAUUAUUAUUUUUUAAAGCGUUAUUCAGCAAGAUUUGUAAUGUAAGUGUACCAAGCAAUAAGUGCCAUGCACUACGAAGUGCAUGCUCUUUUAAUCUCUUUGUUACUGUGACUGCUGAGCUUGUAGGUCCUUCAGACAGUUGGGAUAAUAAAUAAAUAACUAAAUAAAAGGCCAGACCAAUCAACAAUGGACUACAUUAGAAUGCCAGACCACUUACUGCUCUUACAAGUAUCCAUUUCCCAACUCCAACGAAACAACUAUCAUUGUAUGUUUAAAAAAGCCAUUCUGGGUUUUUUGAUCUGCUCCUUGUAUUGUGCUAGUAUUUUAAGGCCCUGCUACUGCAAUAUACAACUUGAGGAUUGUUCUUCUUCUUCUUUUUUAUUAUUAUUAAACAAGAAUAAAAUAAAGUGAACCAUACUUUGAUCCGGAGGGGGAGAAAUACCAAUUAUAUAUUUUGCUUUGUGCCUCAAAGUGAUGUAAAAUGUGGCCAUAGCUUUUGCUGUGAAAAGAUGUGGACUGUGUCACUUUUGUUGCUGCAAAAAGUGUUAAUAAAUGCUCUAUUUAUCCUUUUA
Messenger RNA from Podarcis muralis (Common wall lizard), 4835 nucleotides. RefSeq names its product solute carrier family 17 member 6 (gene SLC17A6). The record is from RefSeq and is a predicted model, not a curated record. Gene Ontology annotation, cellular component: synaptic vesicle membrane; excitatory synapse. Gene Ontology annotation, molecular function: L-glutamate transmembrane transporter activity; neurotransmitter transmembrane transporter activity. NCBI's taxonomy places the organism in Eukaryota, Metazoa, Chordata, Lepidosauria, Squamata, Lacertidae. Gene Ontology annotation, biological process: synaptic transmission, glutamatergic; regulation of synapse structure or activity; transmembrane transport.